Messenger RNA from Camellia sinensis, 2816 nucleotides. Its product is annotated as scarecrow-like protein 28. Lineage: Eukaryota; Viridiplantae; Streptophyta; Magnoliopsida; Ericales; Theaceae. The record is from RefSeq and is a predicted model, not a curated record.
CCACUUCUCCACACACUACACUUCUUUUCACUGACCCAUUGAUCAGUCUUAUUUCCAACCCCCAAGGUAGCAGUAGUAGUGGUAGUAAAUGUAAACAGAGACACUGAAGUAGUAUAGUGAGUGAGACAGUAACAAAGAGUCUCUCUCAUCAUAUAAAAACAGAGUCCUGUUUUGAUGUAUGGCUUUUUGGGUAGUUGAUUGAGUCUCUUGAGAACUGUCGCUUUUUUUGAUCAGUUUGUUUCAUGUUUGAAGGGUUUUGAAUGUUGGGUUUUGGUUUUGAUUCAUUGUCAGCUGUGAUGGACAUGUUGUAUGCUCCAAAUUCUGAUCUGGGUCAUUCGAUUCCUCUGAAUUUGAGCUACCAAUUUGAGCCACAAUGCAUUCGGAGUUCAGACCAUGGUGUGAGUUUCAAUCACUUCGAGUCCUCCAGCUUUUUCUCAAUCAUCUCUGUUUGAAAAUUUCGGAGUGCGAUGAUCAUUUUCAAUUACACACAAAGCCCCAUAUAAAUUCAGAGAAUUCACACAGGAUAGUCAUACAUUACAUAGUAUUUAGAGAGAGAGAGAGAGAGAGAGAGAGAGACAGAGAAGGGUGGGUGAGUUGGAGUUGAACAAAACAAAUUAGAGAACUGGAAGAGGAGAGAGAAUGUUGGCUGGGCGUUCUUCUGCAUUGUUGUCCCCAAGGCAUAGAUUGAGGAGCGAAGCAUCUGCACAGUUUCAAGCUUGUCAUUUUCCUUCAAUGAGUACACAAAGACUUGAAUUGCCAUGUAGUUUCCCAAGAAAAGACACCUCAAGAUCACAACCCAUUAGGCCAGUGGGCCUUUCUGUUGAGAAGCCACUCGAAUCGAAGACCAGUAGUUGUUCUCUGAAGCACAACAUUAUCGAAGGUAGGAGAGAAAUCAAAGAUGAAUUUUGGGAGAAAGGUAAGAGCUUGAAGAGGUUUGCUGAGCAGAGCUCUUUGGAUGGUGAAGAUGAUGAUCAGUACUGCAUAAAUAGGGCUAAGAGGAAAAGAGGCAAUGGAAAAUCAGAGGAUUGUCAUGAAUCUGGUGAGGAACUGAGUUUAGGCCAACUGGGUAUUGGGAAAUUUUGGUUUCAGCCUCAAUAUCCUUUUCCUGUGACAUGUUCAGGAGAGGAAGAGAGGGUUUGUUUUGUGCCCAGUGAUGUUAUUUCACCAUCUUUGCCUCUAUCAAUCGCUCCGUGGGUUGAAUCUGUUGAGACGACGAGCCAUGGGCCAGCUCAGGAGGCGUCAGGAUCGAGUACUUCAUCGGAGAGUAGUCAUAGUUUGGCCCUUAGUCUAAAUGACAACUUUCCAGGACAUGAAACAGGUAAUGGGUCCGGGGCCUCGGGGCUACCUAACCCAAGUGAAGGCGCAGAGAUGGUUGUUUCAGGUGACAAUGACAACUGCGGGGAUGAGGAGAGUGAUGGGUUUGAGCUCAUCCGCUUACUAAUGGCUUGUGUCAAAGCAAUUGGCUCAAAAAACAUUGCAGAAAUUAACCAUUUCAUCGCUAAACUUGGUGAUCUUGCUUCCCCAAGAGGACCUCCCAUAAGCCGUGUCAUUGCUUACUUCACCGAAGCUUUAGCUCUGAGAGUUACUAGACUUUGGCCAUAUGUUUUUCACAUCAAUACCCCUCGGGAGCUUGAUCGGGGAGACGAUGAUGGUGGCAAUUCAUUAAGGCUUUUGAACCAGGUGAGCCCAAUUCCAAAGUUCAUUCACUUCACUUCAAAUGAAAUUCUAUUGAGGGCUUUUGAAGGGAAAGAUAGGGUUCACAUCAUAGAUUUCGACAUUAAGCAAGGACUUCAAUGGCCUAGCUUGUUUCAGAGCUUGGCCUCUAGGACUAACCCUCCAAGCCAUGUUAGAAUCACCGGUAUUGGUGAAUCCAAGCAAGACCUAAUUGAAACAGGAGAUAGACUUGCUGGAUUUGCCGAGGCAUUGAACCUUCCUUUCGAAUUCCAUCCAGUUGUCGACAGGUUAGAAGAUGUGAGGCUGUGGAUGCUUCAUGUCAAGGAGAAAGAAAGUGUUGCUGUGAAUUGCAUUUUUCAACUGCACAAGAUGCUUUAUGACGGUAGUGGAGGCGUGCUUAGAGACUUUUUGGGUCUAAUUCGAAGCACAAACCCAACAAUCGUUGUUAUGGCAGAGCAAGAAGCAGAGCACAAUGAUACCAGUUUGGAAGAAAGACUUUCGAAUUCAUUGAAAUACUAUUCUUCAAUUUUUGACUCCUUCGAUUCUAGCCUUGCAUUGGACAGCCUAGUUAGGAUCAAGGUAGAGGAAAUGUUUUCCAGAGAGAUUAGGAAUAUAAUCGCGUGUGAAGGAAGAGACAGGCUUGAAAGGCACGAGAGGUUUGCGAAGUGGAGGAAUUUGAUGGAGCAAGGAGGGUUCAGAUGUAUGGGAAUUAAUGAGAGAGAAUUGCUUCAGAGCCAAAUGUUAUUGAAGAUGUACUCUUGUGAGAGUUAUAGUGUGGAAAAGCAAGGACAAGACGGAGAUGCUGUUAUGCUAAGUUGGUUAGAUCAGCCUCUUUUCACUGUCUCAGGAUGGGCACCAGUUGAUGUUGCAGCCAGCUCUUCAUCAUACUCACAGCCAACUUGACUUCUGCAAACGUUCCAUUGUUUUCAUUCCGUUCUCACAUACAGGAACAUAUAUUAAAUUCUUUGUAGGUAGAUAAAUCUUUCGACAUUCUUUCAUUCUUUUGUUGCAGAUAAGAUUAGAGGUAUCAAUUCUUCUCAGGACAAAUUUCUAGGCGUUCAGUCGUAGUUUUUGACUCUCACUUUGUGUUUUAUUCUUUGAUUCUUUCUUUAUGUAUCCUUUCUUAUUUGGUCCAUUUUUUA